AUGGGGGCUGACGCCGCUGGCGGCGGAAGCGGCAGCGUCAGAGGCGCAGGCGGCCUCCGCGGCGGAAGCAGUGGCGCCACAGACAGUGGCCUCGAGGUCGCCAAGGGGCCAGUGGCGGCGGCUUCAGAGGCGGCACAAGCGGCGUCGGUGGCGGCGCAGACGAUUUCAGCGGCGGAACCAGCAACGGCUCUGACGACGGCGUCAACGGUGCAAGCGGCCUCGGCGCACAAUGGCGACGGUGCAGACGGCAGCGGCUUCAGCGGCGGCGGUAGCAGCGACGGUGCAGACAGCGGCUUCGGCGUCGCAAACGGCGGUGCAGACGGUGGUGGCUCCGACCGAACAAGCGGCAUCGGCGGCGGCGCAGGCAGUGUUGGCGGCGGAAGGGGCGGUGACACAGACGACGGUGUUAGCGGUGCAAGCAGCACUGGCGCAGACAGCUGGGCUGCACAAGCGGCGACCGCUUGGGCGUCCAAGGCUCAAGCGGCGGCGGCGGCGGCGGUAGCAGCGGUGGAGCACAUAGUGGCGUCGGCGCAGACUGCGUUGGCUGCACAAGCGGUGUUGGCGACUCAAGCGGCGGCUGCGGCGCAGAUGGCAGCAACGCAGAUGGCGGCGGCGGGGGCUGCGCAAGCGGCCGCAGCGGGAGCUCGAGGGCCAGCAACUGAGGAAGGGCAGAGUUAUGGACACGGGCAUGGACACUCUUGGCCCACUGAAGGAAAUGAGCACCCUGCCAAACAGCAGCUUGUCCUUUCCUUGCCUGAUCAUUUCCGUCUUGGCCCUCAUGGGAUUGAAGUUCUGUGGAAGCUUCUCAUUUUAACUGCCUUCUUGGGAACUUGUGCCUUUCUCAUUUACCUCUGGAGAACCAUCCUCGCUAUAAAGCCUCGACAAUAUGAAGCUACUUUAGACCAAAUCAAGAUGAAGAUUAAUGACCUUAAAAAUGAAAACGGGGAUCUUCAAAAAAACAUAGCGAGAUGGGAGGAGAAGAUCAGGGAAGCAAAGAAGCAAGCAGAAACAAAGAGAGAACAUCAGCUUUCCCUUGCUGAAGUAUGUAAAUUAAAAGCCCAAGAUGUACUGGCGGAUCAAAAGCUGAGAGCCUUGACAUCAAAAAACCAAGAACUGAAAGAAAGGAAAACGUUCCUGGAAGACUGGGGUAAUGCCCCGAGUUCUCAGAAAACAGCUAAAGAAGCAGAAUUGAACCUGCUAAAGAAGAAAUUGGAUAUGGCGGUGAAGUUCUCUGAAAAACAAAAACUGACUGCAGAAGAGAAGCUAGAAGAGACACUGUAUGAAUUGAAUGCAACUAAGAAUGAGCUGUUAGCUGCCGAUAAAUAUCUGAAAGUAACUGAAGAAGAAAUGGAGAAGUACAGACAAGAAGUGGAAGAAAUGCGAAAUCAGUUGCAGGAGUCUGACCUCACCUUCAACUACAAGGUAACCUGA
Mustela erminea (ermine) is the source of this 1431-nucleotide messenger RNA. RefSeq lists its product as uncharacterized. The record is from RefSeq and is a predicted model, not a curated record. Gene Ontology annotation, biological process: vesicle cargo loading; protein secretion; endoplasmic reticulum to Golgi vesicle-mediated transport. The transcript is spliced from 11 exons. Gene Ontology annotation, cellular component: endoplasmic reticulum exit site; endoplasmic reticulum membrane. The coding region runs from base 1 to 1431 and encodes 476 amino acids. NCBI's taxonomy places the organism in Eukaryota, Metazoa, Chordata, Mammalia, Carnivora, Mustelidae.